Molecule: messenger RNA, 2306 nt
Organism: Verticillium dahliae VdLs.17
Lineage: Eukaryota; Fungi; Ascomycota; Sordariomycetes; Glomerellales; Plectosphaerellaceae
Product: FMP42 protein
Exons: 2
Coding region: 218-1906 (562 amino acids)
Biological process (GO): transmembrane transport
Cellular component (GO): fungal-type vacuole membrane
Molecular function (GO): transmembrane transporter activity
Source: RefSeq, a predicted model, not a curated record
GUCUACAAUCCGUGUGUUUGGAAUCGGUGAUUGGGGCUCAAAGGGGUCUGCUGCACAAGUCUGAGGGCCAAUCGCUGUGAUUGAAGCAGAACACUGGGUUGAUCGUCGAUUCGGCAUACCACUACUACAUCGACAAACGUCAGAUCCCCCGAUUCCUUAUCUUUCACCAUCCUCGCCUGUACUCGGUUUUCGACACGACUGUGCGACUUCCUUCAAUAUGUCGCUCCAUCGUGUGGGAUCUCUCGAAACCUUUCAGAUUUUGCCCCAUGCCCCAGGUUCACGACGCGGCAGUGAUGCCUCCAGUAUACGUGCCAGGAAGCUAAGUUUCAAUCCGCUGCCAGACGAAUGGGAUCCUCCGGCCUCCAAGUCCGAUGUCGUACAAGCUGUUUCUGGAUUUGAGGUGCCGCAAUGGAAACGGAUCCUACAGAUUGCUAUAACUGUUCUCUACUGCCUCUUCGCAGCCGGCGUUGUCUUUGGAUAUGCCGCACUGAAACCGGUGCUUAAAGCAGAGGGUGCCUACCGAGAUGUUUGCUACGGCGAUGAGUCUGGUCCGACGCACGGAGACACUUGUGUCGAAAUACAUCUGAACCUCAUGUUCACUGUUGCUGCCGUUGCUACUAAUGUAGCGGCGCUGCCUGUUGGCGCCAUUCUUGACCACUACGGUCCGCGUGUGUGCGGUAUUGCUGGUAGCCUCUUCCUCGCAUCUGGUUCUCUACUCAUGGCCUAUGCCGACGAGGUCUCAUUUGACGGAUUUUUGUUGGGCUAUCUGCUCCUCGCACUUGGAGGGCCCUUUACCUUCAUCUCAUCCUUCCAGCUCUCCAACGCAUUUCCUCGCCACUCUGGCCUUAUCCUCGCCCUGCUGACGGGCGCUUUCGACUCAUCCAGCGCCCUGUUCCUCGCCUACCGCCUCAUUUUCCAGGCUACCGAUGGCUCCUUUGGCUACCGCCAAUUCUUCCUCGCCUACCUUGUCGUACCCGCUUUCAUACUGGUCGUACAAAUCACCUUGAUGCCCAAACAGUCUUAUAAGACAAUGGGUGAUCUUGCCGAGCAGGCAGACCAGAUGGAAGCUGCCAUUGAAAGGGAUGACACUUUGGAUGACCAGAUCGACGAGAACACUGCUCUCCUCCGCGAGGAACAGCGCUCUCACCGCCAAACCGUUCUGGAUGACACUCAGGAGUUGAUUGGUGCCCAGGGCGCGGAUGAACAGGCCCGGCGCGAGGAGAAGAAGAAUUCCAUAUCUGGCGUCUGGGGCGUCAUGCACGCCAACACAGCUCUGCAACAGAUUGCAUCGCCCUGGUUCGUCCUCAUCUGUCUCUUCACUGUCAUUCAGAUGACGCGCAUCAACUACUUUGUCGCCACGAUCCGUGCUCAGUACGAAGCCAUCUUCGGCAAUGUCGCACAAGCCAUUGAAGUGAACAACUUCUUUGAUGUCGCCUUGCCCGUUGGCGGUAUCUUCUCGAUCCCCUUCAUCGGCCUAUUCCUCGAUCAUACCAGUACCUUCAUCGUCCUCACCGUCCUCGUCACCAUUGCAACUGCCAUUGGCGUCCUGGGCAUCCUACCUUACACGUGGGCUGCCUACACCGGUAUCUGCCUCUUUGUACUGUACCGCCCAUUUUACUACACGGCCGUAUCCGACUACAGUGCCAAGGUCUUUGGCUUCCGAACCUUCGGCACCGUCUAUGGCACCAUCAUCUGCCUCUCUGGUUUGCUGAAUUUCUCCCAGUCGGGUCUGGACUAUCUGUUUCACCAGACGUUCAAGGGGGAUCCGGUGCCCGUCAACGUCAUGCUGUUGUCUGCUGGCUUUGCAGUCGGUAUCUUGCUGGUUGGAUUUGUGGGUGUCCGGACUAGAGGGUUGCGGCGCAAGGUACUGGAGACUGAGGCCGAAAAUGCGGUACUGGGGCACUAGAAGUCGCCACGCAAGCCUCGCUCUUUGCGUCUAGUCGAGUCACCCUGGAAGGGGACGCGGAAAGAUCCUGGGAAUUUUCAUCAUCAGUCUGAGUCUCUCAUCAACACAGACCAGCCAUGCGGGUUCUACAGGCUGCCUGGUUGAUUAGUGGCAUGCGAGGAUGGCGGCACGCGCAACCGACAAAUCGCAUCAAAACCAAUGCGCGCACUGCUUUAGAAGCAGUAGCUGACAUACAACGUUACUGGGCCUGCUCUCAAAACUCAAGUGACCGUCAAGCAAGCGUCAGUGGAUUCUUGUUCUGAUCUCUGUGAAGCGAUGUUGCUUCGACGAGACGAGGGGGAAAUGGUCAUUGUUGAGAGGAAGUCAUAGUGUAUUCGAAAUCAUUGGUCUUCAAACUCCG